AUGCGCCAGUGCGAGUGCUGCAGCCAAGAGGUGAGGCGGGUGGAGCUUCCCCAUUUGCCCCACACUGGCUUACCGCAGGGCCCCCGCAGUCAGGCCAUCCACGCCCUGACACACGCUUCGAUUCACAGCCAUGCACCAGCACACUGCUCGGCCUCCUGCUCCAUUGUGGCCAUGAGCAAGCGGAAGAAGUGGGUCGGGGUUCCUGCUGCACAUGGUGCUGUGCUCCCUGCUGGUGGUAGUUCAACAGGCAGCGUCAAUGGAUAUCACACCUGCAAAGAUCUGACAGAGAUCCAGUGUGACAUGUCGGACGUCAACCAGCAGUACGAAGGGCUGGGUGCUGCUUUACGGGGGCGUCUUGAGCAACUCUCGGCCAUGUUGGAAAAGAUGAGGGAGGCCCAGGACCAGGUGAACGCUGUGCUGACAUGGUUGGAGGAGAAGGAGCAGGCUUUGAAAGUCCUGGAAGCUUCCUCUUCACCUACAAAAUCGGAGACAAUGAGAGCUCAGGCAGAACAUAACAAGGUCUUAUUUUCAUGUAUACAUAAAAGCCU
Messenger RNA from Pseudonaja textilis, 548 nucleotides. NCBI's taxonomy places the organism in Eukaryota, Metazoa, Chordata, Lepidosauria, Squamata, Elapidae. The record is from RefSeq and is a predicted model, not a curated record.